Microcebus murinus (gray mouse lemur) is the source of this 8984-nucleotide messenger RNA. NCBI's taxonomy places the organism in Eukaryota, Metazoa, Chordata, Mammalia, Primates, Cheirogaleidae. The record is from RefSeq and is a predicted model, not a curated record.
UCUUCCCGGAGCGCCUGGCUGCACGCGGCAGCUGGACGCAGGGAGGAGGGAGCAGACGGACGGGAGGCAGGAGGCCGGCUGUGCGCCCAGGAGAUCCGUUUCAUCCUCGGAGGAGCCAGGGAGGAGGUAGAGCCAUGGCAGGGAAGCCCUGGAGGAAGUCCUCCCUCCCGGGGGUGAGCAUCCGGCAGCUGGCGGAGGAGGUCCCCGAGGGCUGCAGCACGCCGGACUUCGAGCAGAAGCCCGUCACCUUGGCGCUGCAGGAGGGGAAAAACGCCGUCUUUCGGGCUGUGGUCUGCGGGGAGCCCAGGCCCGAGGUUCGCUGGCAGAGCAGCAAAGGUGACCUCAGCAAUUCCAGCAAGUUCCAGAUCUCCUCCGCCCCCGGCGGCAAGGAGCACGUGCUGCAGAUCACCAAGCUGACGGGCGAGGACUCGGGCCUGUACCGCUGCACGGCCGCGAACGCCUACGGGGAGGCCGCGUGCUCGGCGAGACUCACCGUCAUCGAAGUUGGCUUCCGGAAGAAACGGAAGAGGCAAAAGGAACCCCAGGAGGACCUCAGGAAGGAGCUGAUGGACUUCCGGAAGUUGCUGAAAAAGAGGGCCCCACCAGCCCCCGAGAAAAAGGUGGACCUUGAGCAGGUGUGGCAGCUGCUCAUGACAGCAGACCGGAAGGACUACGAGCAGAUCUGCAUGAAGUACGGCAUCGUCGACUUCCGGGGCAUGCUGCGCAAGCUGCAGGAGAUGAAGAAGGAGCAGGAGGACAAGAUGGCACAGUACAUCAACGCCAUCUCCAACUUGAGACACAUCAGGGUCACCAAGGAGGGGGUCGCAACCUUUGACCUGGAGCUGGAUCUCAAGGACUGCGAGAGCAAGAUUUACUUGUAUAAGGACGGGGAGAUGGUCCCCUAUGGCUUCGACAACCUGACCAAGCACUGCCUGCGCCGGCUGGGGAAGCGCUACCACUUCCUAAUCCAGGACCUGAGGCCCGAGGACUCCGGCAUUUACCAGGUCAAGGUGGAGGAUACCGUCGUCUUCUCCACGGAGCUGGAGGCCGGUGCCAUCCCUGCCAGAGUGGUGGUCCCGCUGGCCGAGGCUCACUGCGAGGAGCAGGGCGACGCGGUCUUCGAAUGCACCCUCUCCCGCCCCUGCCCCGGCGCCGCCUGGCAGUUCCGGCACCGGCCGCUCCAGCCCGGUGACAGAUUCGAAGUGUCUGUGUCCCCCGACGGGCUGACCCACCGGCUGGUGGUGAGGGGCGCCCGCUUCUCAGACAUGGGCCUCUAUUCACUGGGCACCGGGGUCCAUGCCUCCAGCGCCUGGCUGGUGGUGGAAGCCGGGAAGGACAAAGGCCUCCAGACCGCCGGUGCAGACGGCCAGCUGCAAGGGCAAGGGGCCCCGGCCUCGGAAGCGGAAGACUCCGGGGCCGUCGGUAGCCAGGGAGGGAAGUGCAGAGAGCAGGACCCCAGGCGGGGCUCCCUGGAGGGGGCUGAGCUGGCGUCUGGGCUCCUGGGGGUCUCCGGCCCCGACAGGGCCGGCCUGGGCAGGCUCGGACACUCCCUGAUGGAGGACGAAGGGGCAGCUCGCUCAGGCUGGGGCCCCGGGCAGGAGAGAAAGGGCUUUCUAGAGGCAGAGGGAGGCAGAGGCGCUCCUCCUGGGGACAAUCAGCCCCACAGCGAGGGAGGUGGGGCCGGAAGCCUUCAAGGGAGGCCCCGUCUGCAGGGAGAGGGCCCGGGGCCAGGGCUGGGCCUCGUGGAAGAACAGCAGCAAGGUCAUGGCAGAGACAGCGGUGGGGACACAUGCUGGGGGACAGCAGGGGGCUGGGAGGCUGGGUCCAGUGGCCCUCAGGAUGGAGGGAUGGGGAGCAUCUGGGAAGCAAGUGAGGUCAGAGAAGACGGUGGAGGUCACCUGGACAGGCACAGCCGGGCGCGACUCGGGGAUGCUCAGCCGGGACCUGGGAUGGGAAGGCGGGAAUCCCAGUCUGGUCCUGCGGGGGGGUCCUGGCCGAAAGGGGAGGAGAUGGAGACCAGUUUGCAGGGCGACAGCCUGGACGAGAUGGAGGGAGGGGACUAUCUGAGCAUGGAAAGGGGGAGAGGAGUGGCAAGGGUAGCGUGGGGCAGCAGGCCUGGCCCGGGGGCAGCUGGAAACAGCAGUGGAGCAGGAGGUCCUGGCAGCCUGGGGUUUCCCGGAGGAAGAGGUUCUAGCUCCAAGGUGGGCAUGGGCCCUGAGCCCUGGGGUCCGAGUGGGAGCAGAGGUGCUGACCAUGGGGAAGCCGGGGGCGCCUGGGGGUCAGGGGAGUGUCCAGGACAGACACCUGGAGGCCGGGACUUCCAGGAGCCAUCAAUGUCAGGCGGUAGAAAAUUCCUUUUGGGGAGCAGGGGUCCCGAGUCCAGCGAGGAGGACUCCCUGCAGGCGGCAGGUGAGCUGUGCUGGGGGGAGCCUGUAGUUGGGGGAAGGGGCCAGGAAACCGGCCCUGGAGGCCCAGGAGAGCCCAGGGGCUGGAAAGGUGGCUCACAGGAUGCAGAAGGAAGGGCCGUUCCCAGAGGGCGAGGUGGCAUGGGGGAAAGGGGUGGCCAGGAGACAGUGGGGGCCUUGGGUGGGGCAGGGGAAGGCUCCAGAAGCCUCCAGUCCUCCUGGGGCUGGGCAGCAGGUCAUAGGGGAGAAGGGGGCGCCGGCCCACCAGAGUCUGGGAGCACAGGUCCUUGGGAUGACAGGUGGUCCAGCCCCGGAGAAACCGGGGCCCACUGUGGGCCCGGAGUGCUGGGGUCCAGGGGAGGGAAAGGGGGCCCAGGCGGUACCCAGGUGGCUGGGCUGAUAGAGUCCGGUCAGGGGGCAGAUGCCGGAAGCCACGGCCUGAUUAGGUCUCCUGGCCUGGGUGCUCAGGGGCCUGGGGGCACACGAGGAGAUGCAGAAGGAUUAAGAGGUCCAGGGGUAACAGGGUCUGAACCAGACUUCUGGAAUGGGUCAGAGAGCUCCAGAGUGAAAGGAUGCAGAGGCGAGAUGGGCCAUGAGGAUGGCUUAGGGGGCCCGGGGAGAAUGGAAUCUAGGCGUGGGGGUGGCUCAGGACAGCCUAGAGGAAUAGGUCUCGAAAACCGGGCUGGUUAUAGUGACGGCUCAGGGGUGCCUGGAGAAAUGGGGUCUGGUCACGGUGCUGGUUGUAGACUUGCCUCUGGGGUACCUGUGGGAACAGAGUCUGAGGAAGGGGGUGCUUGCAGGCAGGGCUCAGGGGUGCCUGGGGGAAGGCGGUCUGGAGACAGAGACGACUGCAGUCCUGCAGGAAGGGGGUCUGGGGCAGGUGCCGGUCUUGGGGAUGGCUCAGGGGGCCCUGGCGGGGCACCCAUGGAUGAAGCCAGGAAUCGGGAUACGGGCAGAGGCCAGCGGGAAACGGGCCCUGGGGGAGGGCGCCGUUUGGAUGGUGGACCAGGGAGUCCUGGGACAGCGGGGUCUGGGGGGAGAGGCGGUCCCAAGGCCUCCAGAGCAGCGGGGACUGUCAGGGAGGGACACGUGGAAGCAGAACCAGGAGGCUCUGGAAGAACAAGGCCUUGGGGUCAGACUGGAGAUUCGGGGGCCUUCAGAGAAGGAGGCUGUGAAGAUGGCGCUGGGGGUCCAGGAGCCAUGGACUCGGGGUCUCUGAGGGGCGGGGGAGAGGUGGGCGAUGGGCGUGGGACCGGGCACCUUGGUGCCAGGGCCUCUGGAGCUGGAACUGGUCAUUGGGACGAUGCCGAGGCCCCAGGUCCUCACGCGGGGGCUGGUUCUGAGAUCCAGUGGGCCUGUGGGCCUGGCGGUGUGCUGGGAUCUGGGGCUGGGGCAGAGACUCCAGGGCCUCAGGGAACUGGGGGCAGAACGUCUUAUGGAAGAGGGUCCAGGGGCCUUGGGCCUAGGGGGACAGGGCCAGGGGGCGAGGCAGGCUUGGGCGGUGGCUCCGGAGGCAUGGGAGGAAUGGGAGCGGAAGAUGGGGCAGGUUGCAGGAAUGAUACUGGGGGUUCUGGGGAAAUGGGGUCAGCAGGUGAUGCAGGGUACAGGAAAGAUUUGGGGGCUCCUAGGGGAAUGGAUUCAGCGAGCAAGGCAGACUAUGGGAAUGGUUUAGGGGGUUCUAGGGAAAUGGGGUUGGAAGAUAAGGCAGGUUAUAGAGACGGCUUAGGGGCUCCCAGGGUAAGGGGUUCAGGGAGCAAGGCAGACUACAGGGAUGGUUUAGGGGGUUCUGGGGAAAUGGGCUCGGUUGAUAAGGCUGGUUAUAGGGAAGAUUUGGGGGCUCCUGGGGGAAGAGGUUUAGGGAGCAAGGCAGAUUAUAUGGAUGGUUUAGAAGGUUCUGGAGAAAUGGGGUCAGAAGUUAAGGCAGGUUAUAGAGAAGGUUUAGGGGCUCCUGGGGGAAGGGGUUCAGGGAGCAAAGACUAUAGGGCUAGUUUGGUGGGUUCUGGGAAAAUGGGGUCAGAAGAUAAAGCAGGUUAUAGAGAAGGGUUAGGGGCUCCCGGGGGAAGGGGCUCAGGGAGCAAGGCAGACUACGGGGAUGGUUUAGGGGGUUCUGGGAGGAUUCCAUUAGGGAGUGAGGCAGGUUAUAGGGACUCCUUGGGGGGAACUGGGGGAGUGGGGUCGGGGAGUGAGGUCAGUUACAGGGCAGGCUCAGGAGGGCCUGGGGAAAUGGAGCCAGAGGGCGAGACGGGCUGUGGAGAAGGUUCAGGGUGGUUUGGGGUACCAGGCUCACUGGCUGGGGCGGGACAUGAGGCUGGACCCAGAGGCCAAGAAGCUGCCAGGCACAGGUCAGGAUACCGGGCAGCGUCAGAAGGUGGCGUGAGCUCCGAGGAGGGGCCGGAGAGGGCCAGAGGAAAGGGGCUUGUGGAUGGGGCAGGCCCUGGACCGGGCUCUGGGGUGGCUGGCAUGCUGGGCACUGCAGGCGGCACAGCACACAGGGACAGACCCAGGGUCCCAGAGAUGCCGGAGACUCAGGGAGGGCCACAGACUCUUCCAGGUGGGUGGGGGGCCACCAGUGGUCUUAGGGGCGACGGAACCUCAGGGAUCCCCGAGGCCUUGGAGGCUGCUGGUUCCAAGGGUGGUUCUGGGAUUCCAGGGUCUUCUGGGGACAGAGGGGCUCCCCGGGGGAAGGGCAGGUCUGCAGACCAAGCAGGGAAUAGAGGGGCUUCUGGGUUACUUGAUGGUAAGGGGGCCGCGGAAGGUGAGCCCUGGGUGGGGGUGGAUGUUUUGGGGUCUAGACCUGAGCGGGACUUCUGGAGACCGGGCCCGGGAACAGCAGACAAGGGUAGAAUUCCUGGCCCGGGUGGAUUGGCUCCUCAGGGAGGCGGGGACUCAGUGCUGGGAGGCAGGAGGAUGGGAGCAGGUUCGGGGAGCUCAGCGGGGGCAGGUCAGGGCCUGGACGGCGGCUCCAUGCCCAGUGGAAGGGGCACGUCAACGCCAGGGCCUGCCGAUGGGCGAGGGGGGAGCAGCGCUCGGGCCCCAGGCCGGGAAGACCAGGGCUUUGGCCAGGGCAGCGCGGGUGCCGGGGGCCGACCCUCAGGCUCCAGGGCUGCCAGCUCCCUGCAGGGGAAAGGUGCCACUGUCAGUGGGACCCAGGAAGGGGCAGGGGGCUUUAAAGGCAGGGAGGGUCCACCAGGCCAAGAGGCAGCUGGAGAAGGUCAAGGCCCAUGGUCCCCGGAUAGCAAAGGUUCAGGUUCUGGGAGGGGCGGGUCUGGUGGUGCAGAGGACUCAGGUGACCUGGGCAAAGGGAAUUCCACUGAGUGGGGGAAUGGCCUCACCCCAAAACCUGGGGAGCGAGGACCUCGGGGAGCCUGGAAUGGCUUAGACAAUCCCUUGGGCAGAAAAGGCUCUGGAGCCAGGUCAGGAGGGGUCGAGGGCCUGAGCGCUCAGCCAGGCCAAGGACAGAGAGGAGGAAGCAGGUCCCUCGGGGAGCAGGGGUCCCUGGAGGCUGAGAAUGGCAAGGCCCAAGGUCCCAGGGCCCUAAAGGAGAACGAGGGGUGGGGACCGGAAAAGUCUGGCAGGCCAGACAGGAGGCCCGGUCCACGCCAGAGCAGGUCUCGAGCACAGUCAGGGGCUGAGGUUGGAGCAGCCGAGAGAGGGAGCGUGCACGAGGCCAGAGGCACGGGGCAGCCGCCUGCAGGGGAGACCCGAGGGUGCCCAGGGGAACCUCCAUGUGAACACCGGAGCCGGGAGCCCCCAAGUCAUCUUGGCAGCAGGAGAGGUGGCAAAGAGGGCCGGCUGGACGUCUAUGGCCAGGGCAGAGAUGCCACCCAGAGUCCCACGUCCAGAUACAAGCCUGGGACUGGCAGCUUCUCCACGGAGGCCCGAGGCCACUUCUCUCAGGGCCUGGCUGACACAGAGGUGCGGCUGGGGGAGCCGGCCACUCUCUCCUGCACCCUCACCCGUGACCUGGGACGCGGCGCCUGGUUUAAGGACGGAGUCGAGCUCACCACCCGGGACGGAGUUGUCUUUGAGCAGGAAGGUCUCGUGCACAGACUCCUCCUUGCCGGUGUGCAGGGGACCCAGGCCGGGAGGUACACCUUUGUCGCCGGCAACCAGCAGAGCGAGGCCACCCUGACCGUCCAGGAUCCGCCCACCAUUGCUCCAGACGUGACAGAGGAACUGCGAGAGCCCCUGCUGGUCAAGGCUGGGCGGCCGGUGACGGUGAAGAUACCCUUCCAGAGCCGCCUCCCCGUCCAGGCUGCCUGGAGGAAGGACGGGGCCGAGCUGGUGGGCAGCGGCAGCACCCGGGGCGCCCAGGUGGCCCUGGGGGACGGCUGGGCGCGGCUGUGCCUCCCCAGCGCUCGCAGGAAGGACCGUGGCCAGUACAGCGUGACGCUGGCCAGCCAGGGAGGCUCUGUGCAGGCCACACUCACCCUGCAGGUCACAGACAAGCCCGAGCCCCCACAAGGCCCCCUGGAGGUGCAGGAUCUUCCCGGGGCUGGUGUCUGCCUCUGCUGGCGGCCCCCCAGGGACGACGGGGGCCGGGCUGUGCAGCACUACGUGGUGGAGCGGCGACAGGCGGGCCGGAGCACCUGGCUGCAGGUGGGCGAGGCCCCGGCAGACAGCACCACCUUCACCGACACCGGCGUGGAGCGGGGCCGGAAGUACGCCUUCCGCGUUCGGGCAGUGACCUCGGAGGGGGCCGGCGAGGCCCUGGAGUCUGAGGAGGUGCUGGUGGCUCCUGAGGCUCUCCCCGGGGCCCCCUCUGCCCCGGCCGUCCUGUCGGCCUCCAGCCGGGGCAUCACGCUGACGUGGACGGCGCCGCGGGGCCCGGGCAGCGCCCACGUCCUGGGCUACCUGGUUGAGAAGCGCAAGGCGGGGAGCAGCACCUGGACGGCGGUGAACGACCGGCCCGUGCCUGACAGGAGGUGGAUGGUGGUGGACCUGCGGCCGGGCUGGCAGUAUGAGUUCCGGGUGACGGCGGUGGCUCCCUCGGGCCCUGGAGAACCUGGGCCCCCUUCGGAGGCUGUGUUUGCCCGGGACCCCAUGAGACCUCCCGGGCCCGUGCGGAAUCUCCAAGUCACAGACACGUCGAGCACCAGCGUCACCCUGAGCUGGGCCGGACCGGACGCCCAGGAUGGGGACGCCGCCCAGGGCUACGUGGUGGAGCUGUGCCGCUCAGACAGUGUCCAGUGGGUCCCGUGCCACACGGGCACCGUGCCCACCACCACCUACACGGCCAAGGGGCUUCGGCCCCACGAGGGCUACUUCGUGCGCGUGACGGCGGUUAAUGAAGGAGGCCAAGGCCAGCCCGUCGCCCUGGACACGUUGGUGCAAGCGACGCCCACUACUGUCUGUCCCAAGUUCCUCGUGGACUCCCGCACAAAGGACUCGCUGUUGGUCAAGGCUGGGGACACCGUCAGCGUGCCCGUCUCCUUCGAAGCUGCCCCCAUGCCCAGGGUGACCUGGCUGAAGGAUGGCUUGCCCUUGCCCAAAGGAAGCGUGACUACCACCAAGGACGGCCUGACACAGCUUCUGAUUCCCGUGGCCAGCGUCUCGGACAGCGGCCUCUACACCGUGGCGCUGAGGAGCCUUCAGGGGAAGGAGGUCACCCGCAGCCUCCGUGUCAGGGUGGCAGGUGAGGCGGGCCUGGCUCUGGGCGCCGGGCGCUGGCUCAGCCACCCGAGAGGCAUGGAGGUUUCCACCUGGCAGGGUCCUAGUGUCAGCCGUCUUACAAGGGCUGGGUGUGCAAGGAAGGCCCGCGUGAAGGGCCCGCGCAGAGCCGCCUGCGCGAGCCAGGUUCUGGGUGGGUGCUGGGCCAUGCUGCGCGGCUGCGAGUGCUGCAUGAGCUGCGCCGUGCAGGGCUGGCCCCGGCCCCGCGUCACCUGGUUCAAGAACGCCCAGAGCCUGGAGGGCAACCCCGCGGUGUACAGCACCGACCUGCUGGGCGUGUGCUCCCUCGUCAUCCCCAGCGUCUCCCCCGAGGACAGCGGCGAGUACACGGCCGUGGCGGAGAACACGCUGGGCCGGGCCGCCAGCUCCGCCACCCUCAUCGUCAUAGAACCCGUCUCUAGCCCUGCCUCGCCCUGGGGUGACCCUGCAUUCCUUGAAGCUUCACUCCUGCGAAACCCGCGAUGGCCCCAGGAGCCAGGCCCCAAGGACGGAGCCCCAGGAAGACAGGCGUGAGGAGGCUGCGGGGAAGUUUGGCCAGGAGGACACGGAGUCCUUGGGGAAGAAAACCGGCGGGGUAGGGGGCAUUAAGUCUCCCAGCCCCAAGCUGAGUCACCGGGCAGAAUGACAGUGAGACUUGGGCACCCUCACCUGUGGGCCUGUUUCUUCUCCAGCUCAGGAGAUCCAGAGAGCACCUGUCUACAGGGUGGGGCCGGCUCCUUGUUGUCCCGGGCUGGGCCCCUUGCGGGGAGGGCGGGAACAGCCGGGCCAGCGGUGACCACAGGGAGGGAAGAGGAGAGGAGGUCAGAGGACCUGGGUGAGGACUGGAGCGUCGAGGGCAUGUGUGUGUGUGGCUGGGAGUGCUUUCUGUACUUUUCUUCAUUAAAGCAUUACGCUAAUAACACAGGCAAA